AUGGAGCCGAUAACAAAGUGGACUCCGACGCAAGUUGUAGACUGGAUGAAAGGUUUGGACGACAGCUUACAGCAGUAUGUGGGCAACUUUGAGCGGGAGAAGAUCAGUGGGGAACAGUUACUGAAAAUCACGCAUCAAGACUUGGAAGAGCUUGGUGUUGCCAGGAUUGGACACCAGGAGUUGGUGCUAGAGGCUGUUGAUCUACUGUGUGCUCUGAACUACGGUGUGGAGACAGACAACUUAAAGAACCUGGUGGUGAGGAUGAGAGCAGCCACCAACAAUCUCCACAUGGCCACAUCUGAACGCAGAAAGAGCCCGGUGUAUGAUGGCAGCAGUUCCCGCAAGCCACCCAACGACUUUCUUACAUGUGUGGUGGAACUCAUUGGUGCUGCAAAGAGCUUCCUGGCUUGGCUUGACAGAACUCCACUCUCAGGGAUCAGUGACUUUACAGCCACCAAAAACAAGAUCAUUCAGCUGUGCCUGGAGCUCACCACCACAGUUCAACAGGACUGCUGUGUUUAUGAGAUGGAAGAAAAGAUCCUAGAAGUUUCCAAGAUUUUGAACAACAUAUGUGAUCAGACUGUAAGAACCACCUCUGACCCCCUAAUGAGCCAGUCUGCCUGCUUGGAGGAAGUUCAGAUGACCAAUAUCAAACCGGGUGAAGGACUGGGAAUGUAUAUUAAGUCAACAUAUGAUGGGUUACAUGUCAUUACUGGAACCACAGAACAUUCUCCUGCCGACCUGACCAGAAAGAUCCACGCUGGUGAUGAAGUGAUUCAGGUCAAUCAACAAACAGUGGUGGGUUGGCAGUUGAAAAACCUGGUGUUCAAACUAAGGGAGGAUCCCAAAGGUGUGUUCCUCCUCUUAAAGAAGCGUCCCACAGGAACAACGGGUUUUACCCCCGCCCCUCUCAAGAACAUGCGGUGGAAGCCUCCUGUACCUCAGAACAAUUCCUCUUUGAUCCGAGCCCAGUCCCCGUGCAACUCGGCUAAUGGAUCUACCAAAAAGGAGAAACCAGCAAUCCUUGAUUUUUACAUUCCACCACCACCUCAAAUGCCAUACACUCCAAGAGAAGGAAGAACAGACACCUUCUCAAGUUUUAGUAAAAGGUCAAAAGGCUCUGAGUCACCCAACUCCUUCCUGGACCAAGAGAGCAGGAAACGCUGCACCAUUGCGGAUUAUGAUAAACUAAGCGUCGGCUGUCCAAUCGAAGCCAAUGUAAUUCAGCCCAGAAUGAGGGAGCACAAGCCUUCUCGUGGUAAGCCCCGGCCACUCUCCAUGCCUGUGGAUACUUGUGUUGCAAUUGUAGAUCCCUUUGCUAAGCCAUGGACGCAGAACAGGAAAGGCGAGGACCUCCUGUUCAGAUACCUGAGCAACGAGAGGAUCCCCACCAUCGCCGAGGAAGUGCCGUCGGCAUCUCCGCCCACCUACAUGUCUACCGGGGAGCAUCGGCUUGUCAGAGUGGACCGUGUCCGAGGUAGCCGCUACUACUCCAACUCAGAUCUCCACAACAGUGCCACCAUCCCCUACCAGGAGGAUGUGAAGAAAGGCCCUGUAGCUGCAGUCUCCAAGCGCACAACGGCCGAACGUUCGCUACUGGUCAGUUGGAUCACAAGACUUAAACUGUUGACUCACUGA
This is a messenger RNA of Nerophis lumbriciformis (worm pipefish), 1638 nucleotides long. The record is from RefSeq and is a predicted model, not a curated record. Lineage: Eukaryota; Metazoa; Chordata; Actinopteri; Syngnathiformes; Syngnathidae.